CAGGAUGAGGAGGCGGAGGUCGGCGCUCCGGUCCGUCUCUGCCCGGGGCUGUGGCGGCGCCGGCGGCUCCAGCCUUAGCGGUUCCUCCCUGGGCGGCGGCGGCCGCGGCUCGGUCGACGCCUCCUCCGCCAGCUGAGCCCGUGGCAGCCCGGGACUCCGCUUCCCCGCCCAUCCCCGUUCCCUGAGGCCGCCUCCUGGCCAUGGCGCAGCCGGGCCCGGCUCCCCAGCCUGACGUUUCUCUUCAGCAACGGGUAGCAGAAUUGGAAAAAAUUAAUGCAGAAUUUUUACGUGCACAGCAGCAGCUUGAGCAAGAAUUUAAUCAAAAGAGAGCAAAAUUUAAGGAGCUAUAUUUGGCUAAAGAGGAGGAUCUGAAGAGGCAAAAUGCAGUAUUGCAAGCUGCACAGGAUGAUCUGGGUCACCUUCGGACACAGCUGUGGGAGGCUCAGGCAGAGAUGGAGAAUAUCAAGGCAAUUGCCACAGUCUCUGAGAAUACUAAACAAGAAGCUAUAGAUGAAGUUAAAAGGCAGUGGAGAGAAGAGGUUGCUUCACUUCAGGCUGUAAUGAAAGAGACAGUUCGUGACUAUGAGCAUCAGUUUCAUCUGAGGCUGGAGCAGGAGCGAGCACAGUGGGCACAGUAUCGAGAAACUGCAGAGCGGGAAAUAGCUGAUUUGAGAAGAAGGUUGUCUGAAGGUCAAGAGGAAGAAAAUUUAGAAAAUGAAAUGAAAAAGGCCCAAGAAGAUGCUGAGAAGCUUCGCUCUGUCGUGAUGCCCAUGGAGAAGGAAAUUGCAGCUCUGAAAGAUAAACUGACAGAAGCUGAAGAGAAGAUUAAAGAGCUGGAGGCCUCAAAGGUUAAGGAACUGAACCAUUAUCUGGAGGCUGAGAAGUCUUGUAGGACCGAUCUGGAGAUGUAUGUAGCUGUUUUGAACACUCAGAAAUCUGUUCUACAGGAGGAUGCUGAGAAAUUGAGGAAAGAAUUGCAUGAAGUUUGCCAUCUCUUGGAGCAAGAACGACAACAGCACAACCAGUUAAAACAUACAUGGCAGAAGGCCAACGACCAGUUUCUGGAAUCUCAGCGUUUACUGAUGAGAGACAUGCAGCGAAUGGAGAUUGUGCUAACUUCUGAACAGCUCCGACAAGUUGAAGAAAUGAAGAAGAAAGAUCAGGAGGAGGAUGAACAACAGAGGCUUAAUAAAAGAAAAGAUAACAAAAAAACAGAUUCUGAAGAAGAAGUAAAAGUACCAGUAGUGUGUGCUUUAGCUCAAGAAGAAUCUUCAACAGCGUUAUCACAAGAAGAGGAGCAUUUAGAUAGCACCCAUGGGUCAGUCCAUUCCUUAGAUGCAGACUUGCUGUUACCAUCUGGAGAUCCAUUCAGUAAAUCGGACAACGACAUGUUCAAAGAUGGACUCCGGAGAGCUCAGUCUACAGACAGCCUGGGAACUUCAAGUUCACUGCAAUCAAAAGCAUUAGGCUAUAACUACAAAGCAAAGUCUGCUGGAAACUUGGAUGAGUCGGAUUUUGGACCACUGGUUGGAGCAGAUUCUGUGUCUGAGAACUUUGAUACUGUGUCCCUUGGGUCACUGCAGAUGCCAAGUGGAUUUAUGUUAACCAAAGAUCAAGAAAGAGCAAUUAAGGCAAUGACGCCUGAACAGGAGGAGACAGCAUCUCUCCUCUCCAGCGUCACCCAAGGUAUGGAGAGUGCAUAUGUAUCUCCCAGUGGUUACCGCUUAGUGAGUGAGACCGAAUGGAAUCUCCUGCAGAAAGAGGUACAUAAUGCUGGAAAUAAGCUUGGUAGACGUUGUGAUAUGUGUUCCAAUUAUGAAAAACAGUUACAAGGAAUUCAGAUUCAGGAAGCUGAAACAAGAGACCAGGUGAAAAAGCUUCAAGUCAUGCUAAGGCAAGCCAAUGACCAGCUAGAGAAGACGAUGAAAGAGAAACAGGAGCUAGAGGACUUUAUCAAACAGAGCACUGAGGACUCAAGCCACCAGAUAUCUGCACUUGUUGUAAGAGCUCAAGCCUCCGAGGGCUUACUUGAAGAGUUACAACAGAGCUUUUCUCAAGCAAAGAGGGAUGUUCAGGAACAGAUGGCUGUGCUGAUGCAGUCACGUGAACAGGUUUCAGAAGAGCUGGUGAGGUUACAGAAAGACAACGACAGCCUCCAGGGAAAGCAUAGCUUGCAUGUGUCAUUACAGCUAGCAGAAGACUUCAUUCUCCCAGAUACUGUGGAGGUGCUCCGGGAACUGGUGUUAAAAUACCGCGAGAACAUCAUUCAUGUGCGGACGGCAGCAGACCACAUGGAGGAGAAGCUAAAGGCUGAAAUACUAUUCCUAAAAGAGCAGAUCCAAGCAGAACAGUGUUUAAAAGAAAACCUCGAAGAGACUCUACAGCUGGAAAUAGAGAACUGCAAGGAGGAAAUAGCUUCCAUUUCUAGUCUAAAAGCUGAAUUAGAAAGAAUAAAGGUUGAAAAGGGACAGUUGGAAUCUAUAUUAAGAGAGAAGUCACAACAACUUGAGAGUCUCCAAGAAAUAAAGGGUAAUUUAGAGGAACAGUUGAAGAAGGAAACUGCUGCUAAGGCUACUGUUGAACAGCUCAUGUUUGAAGAGAAGAACAAAGCUCAGAGGUUACAGACAGAAUUAGAUGUCAGUGAACAAGUCCAGAGAGAUUUUGUAAAACUUUCUCAGACUCUUCAGGUGCAGUUAGAGAGGAUCCGGCAAGCAGACUCCUUGGAGAGAAUCCGGGCAAUUCUGAAUGAUACCAAAUUGACAGACAUUAACCAGCUCCCUGAGACAUGACACCCUGGUAGCAGGAUUGUAACCUGCAUUUUGGGUUUUUAACUCAUCUUUAGAAUAACAUUAAUUAUUAUUUAACUCUUAAUGGAAGACGUCACAGCAAAGGGAAGACUGGAGAAAUGCAGGUCUGGAGGGAGAAGGCUGCUGUGCGCAGGGACAGCCAGCAGAUGUUUCAGAGGGAACACUAACGGGACACCGGACUCGAUUCCAACGGGUGUGGGAUCAGAUUGGUGCCAGAAAAGUGCUGUUUCCUUGCCUGCUUUCUCCAGCGUGGAUUCCGGAACACAUUUCCUGACAUGAAAGCAACUUCCCCAUAAUGUUUGGAAUUACAUUUUCGGUUCAUACAAACUGGGAGAGAGGUGUUUUUGUUUUUCUGUUUUCUAGGGCUCAUCAGUAGCAGUGUUCAGCUAGCAGAGAGGUAUAGUGUGCUGUAUGAGUAUUUUAUAUUAAAAUAUGAAGUGUGAGAGCAGGCCAUUGGCUAUUGACUGUAUUUCCCUUGCUCGGUAUAUAUUUUUCUUUCUAUCAUUUCAUCUGCAUUGGAGGACCUUAAAUGUUACUGAAACUUGCCUGAGAAUUAUAGGACCAUGGCAAACAAAGAAUUCAACAAAAUUAGGAGAAUCUGAAUACUUGGCUGAGGCGAUAUAUAUAUUGGAAGUUGAAUUUAAAGGAAAAAAGCACAAGAAACCUUGGAUGCACUUUCUCUGCACACUGGGAUAAACUUCCUUGGCCCACAGGUACCAUGGCAAAGGAGAACUGGCACCAUCUACCCUUUCCAAGUGUUUUAGUUACUGGAUCAGUGGAAAAAAUAUUAAUAAAACAAGCUAUGUCUGACAUCUA
Arvicola amphibius (Eurasian water vole) is the source of this 3623-nucleotide messenger RNA. It is a transcript of the gene Rabep1, whose product is annotated as rabaptin, RAB GTPase binding effector protein 1. The transcript has 18 exons. NCBI's taxonomy places the organism in Eukaryota, Metazoa, Chordata, Mammalia, Rodentia, Cricetidae. Bases 201 to 2789 code for a protein of 862 amino acids. The record is from RefSeq and is a predicted model, not a curated record. Gene Ontology annotation, cellular component: endosome; endocytic vesicle. Gene Ontology annotation, molecular function: GTPase activator activity; growth factor activity. Gene Ontology annotation, biological process: Golgi to plasma membrane transport; endocytosis.